Spinacia oleracea (spinach) is the source of this 1653-nucleotide messenger RNA. RefSeq lists its product as uncharacterized. NCBI's taxonomy places the organism in Eukaryota, Viridiplantae, Streptophyta, Magnoliopsida, Caryophyllales, Amaranthaceae. The transcript is spliced from 7 exons. Bases 1 to 1653 code for a protein of 550 amino acids. The record is from RefSeq and is a predicted model, not a curated record.
AUGUCUGAAAACGGGGAAGCAACUGCAAAGUCGGUCCACAACUUUCUUAGAGGAAAACAGGAAGGAGGGGAUCCAAGUGGUCAAAAUCAACGUUUUAGGAGCAGGUUGUGGGGAAUGAAAAUCCUCCCGAAAUGGAUGGUUUUGGUGUGGAAGAUAAUCAACAAAGCACUGGCUUUAAAUGUCAAUCCUAAUAAGGCUCUACUGUAUGCUAGUAUGGAGUCGGAUCACAGAGUAUCAACUCAAAGUUCAGUUCAGAUGAACCGUGAAUUAAAAGGCAUGAUUGUUGGUGCUGUGGCAGCCAUUAUUGGUUAUGUUCUUGCUAUUCUUGAAGUUUAUAAGUCUAGAAAUGGAGGGCCUAGAAUAAUAAGUUGGGAGGGGACUACUGUGGAAAUGUCGUCAAAUGAGUGUGAAGGAGCAAUUAUAUUUUUACACUUGUUGGGACAUAAUGUAAGGUUUCGAGCAAUUGGAGGGAGGUUUUUUAGGUCAACUUGGACCAUACAUCAGUAUUUUCAAGUUGUGCUUCAAGCUAUCCUUCGAUUGUACACAGAAUUUGUAAAACCACCAACAACUACACUUCAACCAGAAAUCCAAAACAACCCUAGGUUCUUUCUAUGGUUUGAGGAUUUCAUAGGAGCUAUAGAUGGGACACAUGUACGUGCAUCUGUUCCUAUUGAGAUGCAAGAUAGAUUUCGCGGUAGGAAGGGUGGGACGACACAAAAUGUAUUAGCUGUUGUUGAUUUUGACCUUAAGUUUACUUAUGUUCUUACUGGUUGGGAGGGUUCGGCGCAUGAUUCGAAGGUCUUAGGUGAUGCACUAAGAAGGGGGUUCAAGGUACCACAAGGAAAGUAUUAUCUGGAUGACGGAGGGUACGGUGAUCGUAAAGGUUUUAUGCCUCCAUUUAGGAAAGUUCGUUAUCAUUUGAAAGAGUAUACUAACAACCCUCCUGAAAAUGAAAAAGAGUUGUUCAAUCUUCGCCAUUCUUCACUUAGAAUGUGUGUAGAGAGGGCAUUUAGUGUAUUGAAGAAGAGGUUUCGUGUCUUGGAUGCCGAGCCAUUUUGGCCAUUGAAAACACAAGUUGAUGUGGUUCUAGCUUGUUGUGUGAUACACAACUACCUUAGAGGCGUAGAUCCAAAUGACCCAAUUGCAAGAGAAGCUGACAUGGAGAUGAAUUCACAAGAUGCAAGAGCACCACUUACUCGAAGGGAAGUGAGAGAAGAAACAAAAGAGUGUGUGAAAAAGAGAAACGCCAUAUCAUUGGCGAUGUGGACUGCAUAUAAGAAGCCUCGGACAUUACAUGUUCUUGUGUUGUAUGAAAAUGAUGAAGCUGUGAAAAAAGAAGAAAAGAAAGCGAAUUUUCGUUGGUCAAAACCAAUGUCGAAGGUAUUGCUGGAAUUUCUUGCUGAAGAAGUGAGAAAAGGAAACAGGCCAAAUAAUUCAUUCAGAACUAGUUCUUUCGUAGCAGCUGCAAAGAAUAUUUCGGACCUAUUUCACACUACUUGUACCGCUGAUCAUGUUGAGAACCAUAUGAGGACAGUGAGAGCUGCAUGGGGAAUAAUCUCAAAACUUCGUGGGACCUCUGGCUUUGGAUGGGAUGACAGCGUGAAGAUGGUCACAGUAUAUCUCCUAUUGCUUUUAAUACUUAUGUUCAGGUAA